Molecule: messenger RNA, 490 nt
Organism: Oreochromis niloticus (Nile tilapia)
Lineage: Eukaryota; Metazoa; Chordata; Actinopteri; Cichliformes; Cichlidae
Product: histone H2B 1/2
Exons: 1
Coding region: 66-440 (124 amino acids)
Cellular component (GO): nucleosome
Molecular function (GO): DNA binding; structural constituent of chromatin; protein heterodimerization activity
Source: RefSeq, a predicted model, not a curated record
ACAGCCUGUAUAAAAAGCGCUGCUCGCAGUCACGGAGCUCAUUCGUCGAGUAUCGAGGAAAGAAAAUGCCUGAACCCGCCAAGUCAGCGCCCAAGAAGGGCUCCAAGAAAGCCGUGACCAAGACUGCCGGCAAGGGCGGCAAGAAGAAGAGAAAGACCAGGAAGGAGAGCUACGCCAUCUACGUGUACAAGGUGCUGAAGCAGGUCCACCCCGACACCGGGAUCUCCUCCAAAGCCAUGAGCAUCAUGAACUCGUUUGUCAACGACAUCUUCGAGCGCAUCGCUGCCGAGGCAUCUCGCCUGGCCCACUACAACAAACGCUCCACCAUCACCUCCAGGGAGAUCCAGACCGCAGUGCGCCUUCUUCUCCCCGGUGAGCUGGCCAAGCACGCCGUGUCUGAGGGCACCAAGGCCGUCACCAAGUACACCAGCUCCAAAUAAACGGACUGGCCGUCAGACGUCAACACAACGGCUCUUUUCAGAGCCACACA